GACUAGUGGAAUAGAUCCAAAAAGCACACACAUACACACAAGUACAAUGGUCGAGUCCAUGGUCACCUUUUUCCUCAUCUUCCUCUUAGCCAUAGGAACCCAAGGUCAAACCUCGGAUGAUGUGAGUUGGGCCAAACGUGUAGACACAGGUUCACAAGUAGUCACAACCAUGCAAUUCUACUUCCAUGACACUUUAAGUGGAAGCAAUCCAAGUGCAAUCCAAGUGGCUCAACCGCAGUCAGGCAGCAACUCACUCGGAGGGUUUGGUAACCUAAUGAUGGUGGAUGACCCGUUGACCGAAGGACCUGACAAGAACUCCAAGCUCAUUGGACAUGCUCGUGGGAUGUAUGGUCAAGCUGCCCGAAAUGAGCUUGGGCUGAUUAUGGUUUUAAAUUAUGGUUUUACUGAUGGGAUAUAUAAAGAUAGUACGUUCAGUCUUUUGAGUUUAAACCCUGCUAUGCAGACAGUUCGUGAGAUGACGAUAGUUGGUGGUACUGGACUUUUUCGACUGGCGCGUGGGUAUGCGUUGGCUCAAACGUACUCGAUUAAUUCUAGUGGUGAUGCUGUUGUAGGGUACAAUGUCACGAUAUCUACUUAUAUUUAAGUUGUAACCUUUUUGUUAAUGUUUGUUUUUAGUGUCCAAUGUAUUUGAGAUUCUUAUUUAGAUGUAUGUUGUUCAUUACAUUAUCAAAUAUUUAAUAAAUCGGUAAUAUAUUAGAAAGUACAA
Molecule: messenger RNA, 727 nt
Organism: Lactuca sativa (garden lettuce)
Lineage: Eukaryota; Viridiplantae; Streptophyta; Magnoliopsida; Asterales; Asteraceae
Product: dirigent protein 23
Source: RefSeq, a predicted model, not a curated record